AUUUCAGAUUCCAGCUUCCAUUCGGGGUACUCUGUCGAGCGUCAUCGGACCGGCAUUUAUUGGACCGGGCUGACAGAACAAAACUCCAUAUCCAUCCGCACAGCUCCGCGCCGUCCUCGUAUCCCGCCUGGUGACACAGAAGUCGACGGUGUGUGCAUUGAGGGCAUUGGGCCUCCCGUAAAAAAAAUUAAAAAAAAGGCCUGUCAUGUACAGGUUAGGCCUAGUUAGCCGAGCCCGUCACCGGAUGGCUUGACCACGGGGGGCCGGCUUCCAGCAAUCCCCAAUUUCCAUGCGCCGAGGGGCAAUGCAAUGGAAGCCUGGACCGGACCUGGGCCCGUUGAACUCCUUCACCAAAGAUGCUUGGCGAGACAAAAUUUCCACAUCAGCAUGCUGGCAACACUUCAGCCCAUCGCUGACCAUGGCGUUCUCCGAUUAUCCGGCCCCUUCACCGAGCAAUCCUUCGACGGUCUCGCGAGAAUAUGUGCACGGAGUAGCUUUGGAGAGUCUGAGUGGACGGUUCAACAGCGGAGAGUUAGUCCUGGUCUGAGAAGAAGUCAUAACCCAGCAACAAAAUGUCAGAAAUGCCCUCAAAAGCCACCCCACUGAGAGAAAAUCUUAUCAUAGCGCUUGUCAUUUCCCCUGGUUCCAGUUGGAGUGCCGAAGAAGGGAUUGGUUUUUUUGAACCACCCACAUCAACAUCACCACAUCGGCCCUCAUUCGUUGGCUGCGAGUCCCGCCGUCAACCAAGAUCAGUCGGACCACACCAACUGCACCUCCGUACGCAAUAUUGCCGCUGCAUUUCUGGACUGGAAGUCUUGAUGUGCACCACACCCCUGUCUCAAUGACCCACCCCUUUCGACGAUGGAAAAAAGAACCCCUGCAAUCUGUUGUCUCUGUCGAACGAGAUGACCCACCAGGUCUCUCGCUUCUUUCCAUGCCCAGACCAGGUGCUUGCUGGGCUCGCUGGGCUGGCGCAAGGGCCCAGCCAGUCGCGCGCUCCAAAGGAGUGUUAGCUUUGCGGGGGGCCCUUGUUCCGCCUAUUCCUAGCAGAGAGAGGAGCAGCGUUGCUGUCUGUGCAACCUAUGGUUCGCGAUGGCCAUUUCCGCAAUGCGCCCACAUCGUGCCCUCGGCGAGCGAGAAAGUGAGAUGGAUCCUGCCGUACACCCCUCCCCCCGCUGACAGUUUGCGAUGGUGAUACAUAUAGAGAUGGCCUCCCCCACACGUCUUCGAUGGCUUUUCCUUCUUUCUGCCAUUCGGCUAACCCAACCCUGUCAUUCGUUUUAGUCGGUGUUGACGUCCUUCACUGGGCGUACAAGGCUUCACCAUGAAGUCCUCACCAUCCAAGACCCUUCUCUCUUCUCUCCUCGCUGCUUCUUUCGCCACCCUUUCACUCGCUCAACUUUCAGUCCCUGCCACUCUUCCAGGACAAUGGCAGUAUGAGGGCUGUUACACAGAUAUUCCGGGGCGGACCCUCACCGGCGGCGGCUAUGUCAACGGCACCCAUAUGACCGCCGAGACAUGCAUCAGCUAUUGCCAGACCCGAGGCUUUAAGUUUGCUGGAACUGAGUACAGCGUAGAAUGCUUCUGCGGUAAGAGCAUUGCUCCUGCGGCUGCCCAAGUUGCGGACUCGGUCUGCAACAUGGCCUGCUCUGGAGACGCAACGCAGCCUUGCGGUGCGGGAAGCAGACUCUCGCUCUAUUCCACCACCGAAGACUUGGGUCCCAAGGCCAACCCAGGCGUAAAUGGCUUCACACAUAUGGGGUGCUACUCUGAAGGGACGACUGGCCGCACACUCACACACGGGAUCGGCAGCAUUCCUGCUGGUGAGAUGACUGUUGCCAAGUGCACAGCUGCCUGUGCUGCGGCCAACUACAUUCUUGCUGGCGUUGAGUAUGGUGGAGAGUGCUUCUGCGGUAAUACUAUCUCCAACGGCGGUGCCCCUGCUGCCAGCGGCUGCAGUAUGACGUGCAACGGCAACACUACCGAGUUCUGCGGUGGCCCCAGCCGCCUCAAUGUGUACAACUACCAGAACCAGUACACCCCGUCGUCAACUUCCAGCCCUCCUGCCGCAGCCACUACUGCGACUACGGCGACAGGCACCGUCUCUACCGGACCCCCUCCCCCUCCUAGCCCUACUCCUUCUGGGCCAUCACAGCCCGCCGCGGUCGGAGAUGACUACGUCUGGUAUGGAUGCUACACCGAGUCUCCCGGCCCUCGUGCCCUGAGCGGUGCCACCUAUGCUUCCGACGAUAUGACCCUCGAGUCCUGCCAGGCCUUCUGCUCUGCCUACACCUACUUCGGAACCGAGUAUGGCAGGGAGUGCUACUGCGGCAACAGCUUCACUGUCGGCUCCGUUGUGGCCCCUGCCGGUGAAUGCAGCAUGCUCUGCGCCGGCAACCCCUUCAACUAUUGUGGCGCCGGCAACCGUCUGUCGGUUUAUGCCAGGAACGGCACUUCCAUUCCCUCUGGCACAAACACCUCCGCUGCGCCAACCACGACCUCGCCUCCUCUUGUCGUCACUGGCCUUCCCGAAGGCUGGAGCUAUCAGGGAUGCUGGAUCGAUGGUGCUCAGGGCCGCAUUCUCCCCGUUCAGCUCGUCGACAGCCCCACUAACAGCCAGAGCGAGUGCGCGAGCCGCUGCGUGGCUGGCGGCUACAAGAUCAGCGGUGUCCAGUACACUCAGCAGUGCUUUUGCGGCAAUGCCAUCUUCAAUGGCGGCGUGACCACUUCCGAGUCUCAGUGCAGCAUGAACUGCCCCGGCAACCCGACCCAGAAGUGCGGUGCCGGUGACCGCAUGAACAUCGUCUCCGAGGGCGAACCUGAGAUCUACCAGCCUCCUGCUCCCCAGGUCCGCGGUCUCAACGGCUCGUGGGAGUACCAAGGCUGCGUUGAGGACAACGUCAACAACAAGCGCACCCUCUCCUGGCAGCUUUUCUUCCCUGGCGUCAUGACGCCUAACAUGUGUCUGAACAGGUGCAGAGAGUUCGGCUAUGCCGCUGCUGGUCUUGAGUACGGUGAGGAAUGCUACUGCGGUGAUCCCCCCAACAUUGCUGCCGCUGGCGCUACCUUCCGCCCAGAGACUGAGUGUGCCAUCACCUGUGCUGGCAACGCUUCGGCUAUUUGCGGUGGUCUCGGUCGUCUGACUACCUACUUUUGGACUGGCACCCCCCUCUACAGCUGGGGCUUCCCUCAGGAUUACCGUGCCGGCCAGUACCAGCACUUGGUCAACGGUGUCAACUGCCCGCUCAUCACUCAGGAGACCAUCACCGGCAAGGUCUCCUUCAUCUCCAAGGGUGGUACCGGCCCUGGCAACGAGACUGGUGUCUACGAGCUCGAUAUGCAAACCCUCACUUUCCGUGAGCUUCACAUCAAGACCGAUGUCUUCUGCGCUGCUGGCGUGACCCUCCCCGACAAGGCUGGUCGUCAACUCAAUGUCGGCGGUUGGUCCGGUGAGUCUCUCCAGGGCACCCGCAUCUACUGGCCUGAUGGAUCCCCCGGCGUCCCCGGCACCAACGACUGGGAGGAGAACGUCUGGGAGCUCAGCCUGCAAAGAGGCCGCUGGUAUCCCACCGCCAUGAUCAUGACCAACGGCUCCAUCCUCGUCAUUGGUGGCUCCAUCGGCGCCAACGACGCCGCCGAGCCCACCAUCGAGCUCCUCCCCGCCACCGGUGCUGCCCCAUUGGAAAUGGAAUGGCUCACCCGCACCCACCCCAACAACCUCUACCCCUUCCUCUCGGUCCUCCCCAGCGGCGGCAUCUUCGUCCAAUACUGGAACGAGGCCCGCAUCCUCGACCCCGUCACCUUCGCCACAAUCAAGGUCCUCCCCAACGCCCCCGGCGCUGUCAACGACCCCAAGGGCGGCCGCACCUACCCUCUCGAGGGUGCCGCUGUCCUCCUCCCCCAGCGCUGGCCAUACACCGACUACCUCGGCUACCUCGUCUGCGGUGGUUCAACAGAGGGCACCUCCAACGCGCUGGACAACUGCGUGUCCACCUAUCCCGACGCCCCCAACCCCGUCUGGACCAUCGAGCGCAUGCCCUCCAAGCGCGUCAUGUCCUGCAUGUCUCCCCUCCCCGACGGAACAUACCUCAUCGUCAACGGCGCGCAGCAUGGCGUGGCCGGUUUCGGCCUCGCCAACACCCCCAACCUAAACGCCGUGCUCUACGACCCCACCAAGCCCGUUCACAGCCGCAUGACCGUCAUGGCCAACACCACCAUCCCGAGAAUGUACCACUCCGAAGCCAUCACCCUCCUCGACGGCCGCGUCCUCAUCUCGGGCUCCAACCCCGAGGACGGCGUCUACCCCGAUGAAUACCGCGUCGAGGUCUUUGUGCCCCCUUACCUCCUCAACGGCCUCCCUAGGCCAACUUUUGCGAUUACAAACAAGGACUGGACAUACAACCAGACCAACAUCCCCUUUACCCUCGGCGUCGCGGCAAGGAACGGCCCCAUCACUGUUACUUUGUUGGCGUCGGUCUCUUCCACGCAUGGCAACUCCAUGGGCGCGAGGACGCUCAUGCCGAGGGUGAGCUGCGCGGGGACGGCGUGCACGGUUGAUGCCCCCCCCAACGUCAAUAUUGCUCCUCCGGGGUGGUACCAGAUGUUUGUUUUGGAUGGCGGUGUUCCGGCGAUUGGAAAGUACAUUCGCAUUGGUGGUGAUCCAGGGCAGUUGGGUAACUGGCCUGAGGGGCCUGAUUUUUCGAGGCCGGGGAUUUAAACGGGAGUUGUUUCAUGUCUGGGCGGUCUCGCUACAUAUGUACAUGGAGAUUUCUUUUACUUGUUAGUUUAGGGCGAACUUUUAUGUGGUGGAAAUCCCCCAUUUCAUGACGUUUUGCUUUUUUGGCUUAAUAUAUAUACCAUAAUUGCUAUCUGUUUUUGUCUUGCUUUUGGGUCUUCUUGGGAUCGGGGUAUGCGUCUUUCUUGCUCUGCAUUUGAUGUCGGCUUCUCGUCUAUCACUUCUCAUGGACCGGCGUAGUGGAGGAUGAUAUCACUUUGUUGCAUUCACUUCCAGAGGGACCCGGCGGCAACACGGGCGUUUACAAUGUCAAGUUUCACCAUUACACAGGUAGCUAUUUCACUCACUCGAAUAUCAAUACACACAGCAUGAAUGCCAUACCA
Molecule: messenger RNA, 5118 nt
Organism: Podospora pseudocomata
Lineage: Eukaryota; Fungi; Ascomycota; Sordariomycetes; Sordariales; Podosporaceae
Exons: 3
Coding region: 1325-4717 (1130 amino acids)
Source: RefSeq, a predicted model, not a curated record